Messenger RNA from Dermochelys coriacea (leatherback sea turtle), 10756 nucleotides. It is a transcript of the gene CNST, whose product is annotated as consortin, connexin sorting protein. The record is from RefSeq and is a predicted model, not a curated record. Lineage: Eukaryota; Metazoa; Chordata; Testudines; Dermochelyidae. Gene Ontology annotation, molecular function: connexin binding. Gene Ontology annotation, cellular component: transport vesicle; plasma membrane; trans-Golgi network. Gene Ontology annotation, biological process: positive regulation of Golgi to plasma membrane protein transport. The transcript is spliced from 15 exons. The coding region runs from base 648 to 2831 and encodes 727 amino acids.
GCGCACGGUCCCAGGCUCUCUAGCUUCUCCGCUCUAUGAUUUUGGGCCGUCAAGUCUCCUCUCCUCUAAGGUGCCAGCCCUGCGUCGCCGGAAGUCCGCAGCAGAGCCCGCGGGCGCCGCCGCGAAGGUCAGGUCGUGCCCGCCAGAGCCCCCUCACCCAGCGCCGGCCAUGGCCGCCCGGAGCCCUGCCGGGGCAGCCGGGCACCUAGGAGUUCUGCAGGAGGUCAGCGGAUGAAGCUGAAGAUUAAAUAGGAAGGCUUAUUUUAGAAGAGAAGACACUACUUUCUUCACAUCAGGAUUUAUUUGAGUACAGGCCUUUCCUUCACUAAGGAUUGUGGUUGACUUUAAGGGCUAAAGGAACCUUGCUGUCCUUACAAUAGCUUUGAGAAACUAUUGAAGUUUUAGGAAAAUGGAUGUUCCCUGUCAGAAGAUUUCUGGAGGCCUUGUCUCCAAAAGAAAACCAGAUGGCUAUAGACAGUUAUUUUGAUGUGCUGGACAGAAUGGAAAAUGCUUGAACCAAAAGUGAGCAGUAUUGCCUAGAACAGAGGUUCUCAAACUGGUCCAUGGACUAUUGGUGGUCCGCAAGCUCCAUUCAGACCUAAGAACUGUUUUGACAGCGUUUAAGCUGUUCAACAAGAGACGCUCUAAUGGAUGACGGAGAAUUUCCUACAAAUGAUCUACUGAUAGAUUCAAAGGACAGACUUGAUGCUGGUGACAGUGUGGGAAAUGUGGAAACUCGUUUGGCUUCUUCAUCUGAUGAAAAUGAAAAUCAACUUGAUGGUGACAGGAGUGAGGUCCUGACCAGCAGUGACAGUGCAAUGGGAAUGCAUGAAAAGGUUGAGCAGGACAAUAUCAAUAACAAUGAAAAUCUGGACAGUGGAGACUGUACACCAAGUUGCAAAGAAGAUGAGACUGAGAAGAACUCUGAAAAUUUCCAUAUGGACAUUCAUAGAGAGGAAAAGCCUGUUAUAGAAAAAUGGACGGAUGGAAAAAGACCAACUUGCAAAAAAGACUCCUUUAGAAAAUCUACAGGAGUUCCUUCAGUGGACACCUCAGCACUCAAAGAGAAUGCUCGCCUUAAAGCUACAGGCUCAAUUCAUGAUGACGAUGCUGAUGAGACAAAUGUGAACUAUCAGCAAAAGCAACAAAAACAGACUUUGCAGUCCCUUUUUUCCAUGCUUCGAGAAGAGUUUGAGCGGAUGGACUUGAGGAUACUCCCUCUGUGUCUCCAUCAGAUAGCUGAGGCCUAUUUUCAGGAGGAGGAAUAUGAGAAGGCAAUGAAGUUCAUUCAGCUAGAACGACUAUAUCAUGAGCAGCUACUUGCAAAUCUUUCUUCCAUUCAGGAGCAGUGGGAAACGAAGUGGAAAACAGCAGUGCCCAGUACAGUUAUGACUCUGAGUAAUUCAGCUAAAGGACUUAACAAUGAAGAGUUAGAAAAUCUUGCUAAACUUUGUACAUCACAUCAAGAGCCACUUGUAUCCAAACACAAGCUAGUAACUACUGAAAAGUCCUUGGGAGGCAAUCAGUUUGGACAAUUAAUGGGAUCAGAAGAUUUAAAAGAAAGAGAGGCUGCUGCUUGUGAUUCAGAUACUGAAACUUGGCCUGACAUUGGACCAAGAAAAAAAAAACAGCGCAGAGAGAGACAGAUGAGUGAGAGCUCCCUGUGUAAAACUGAUAGGCUUAUAGAAGCAGCAAGUCUUCAAGUAGCUGCAGGGAAGGACCACAUGGAGGAGCAGUACUGCAAUGCUGAAUCAACACUGGAGCCACACGCCCAGUCUAUAGGGACAGUGGGCAGGCCUUGUUCUGACUGUUUAUCAUCUGGGGAUGCUGGUAAAGAUAACAGUUUGCAGCCGAGAGAGAAGCAGUUCUCUAAGGAUGUGGCAAAAAUAGAAGACGUGGCUAAGGAGCCUGGAGUGGAACUAUCUGGUGAGCCAAUGGUAGACACCUUAGUUUUAACAGACGCUGAUUAUAUCCCUCCUGAUUUGAUUUCUAAAGAUGAAAAUGUACAAGCUGAAAGAAAUGUUCUCAGGUCAAAACACAGUGCAGGCUCUACUGAGACUGCCAGAAGCCAGCUAGAAAAUAGUGCAUUAGACCAGCAGCAGCAGAAGUCUGGUUUAGGAUAUGAGGAUGGAAAAUCCCCACAGGACAGAACUGCAUCAAACAUUUGUGAAAACAUGUGUUAUGGAAGUAACAAAGCACCUGAACAUAUCAGUCCUGCACAUCCAAAAGUAUACAAGGGACUGCAGGAGAUGGCAAGGCAGCAGGAGGAGGAGGUAAAUAAUGAAGAACCGGAAGAUUUUUUUGGCAGAUUCUUAAAUGGUAGCAUAAAAGACACUGAAGAAUCCCUUGCAAAUUUAGAAAACCAAGAGGACUCUGAAACUCUUCCAGAUAUUCCACUGGAGCAAGCAUCAUACAGUUCAACAGAAGCUUUAUUAUUAGAUGACAGCUUUUCUUCGCUCGAUGAACUUGCAAAAAGGAUAGAGAUUGCAGAGGUUGCCCCAGCAGAGGGACUGGUGUCCAUUCUAAAGAAGAGAGAUGACAGUGAAAGAAAGACACUUGCUCAAAUCCAGCAGAGAAAUCCAAAGAGGAGAGUGAGAUUCCAAGAAAUGGAAGACACCUUGGAUCAAGAUGAAGGUGGCGGCUCCUGUAUUUUGCUGAUUCUGUUGUGCAUAGCAACUGUUUUCCUUAGUGUUGGAGGAACUGCACUGUACUGCACCUUUGGUGACAUGGAAUCGCCUGUAUGUACUGACUUUGCAGCCAACAUGGACUUUUACUAUACCCAGAUGUUGCAGGGUGUGGAGGAACUUAAGCACUGGAUAACCUUCACAUAGUUGAAAUGAGCAGGGACAACACACUGACAGCUUACCAAUGAUUACCAGAGAGGUUAAAAAAAAAUUGUGAUAAGUUUUCUGUAAUAUGUGCCACCUUCAAGUGAGGUAUUGCUGAUGACAUAAACCUAACCCUUUAAAUACCAGUUGAGAAGAACUGUCUAAUCUAGUAAUCAGGUGGGGAGAAAUCAAGUGUGGAACGGAAGAAUAAUAAGCAAAAUGUUAUUACCUUCACAUUCUGAAACCAAGCAAGCAGCCAUUCAACAUCUUUGGGAAGUGAAGAAGAUAGAAAAGUGAUUAGCCUCUACACAGUCUCCCAUUGACACACAUUGUAAGCAAUCUUAAUGAAAGGACAAUUUUGAUUUACAGCUGUUUGCACAAAAGUGUUGCCUCCAGCUAUCCUGCAAUAAGUCUGUAUUUUAUGAAAAUGUUUCCUUAUUUUUCUUUUAAGUCUUAAUGUAUUUUUUCAUUUUAAAUGUCCUGGUGAGUUGUUUAAUUAUGGGUGGAGUGAGGAAAAUGCAUUGGCAUUUUCAGUGCCCUCAUACUAUGUUAGUUAAAUGGAUUGGCCUUAUGUCUUUAAGUGUGUUGCAGUUAUCGUGAAUGGGUUAAAUCUGAAGGCAGCUUUGCCAAAUUCUCUGGAAUUUUAUUCCCCAAACUGGGUGGACAGUGUUGGAAAAUUGUGGGAUUUUUUAAAACAAAAUUCAUUCCCAGCACACAAUACUAAGUGUAGGAAAUAAUUCUUACUAAUAAUAGUAAAGCAGCUUGGGCCAAUGAAAGGGGCAUGGGACUAGGAGUCAGGAUACAUGGGUUCUCUUUCCAGCUUUAUUACUCACUUGCAGUGACUUCUCUGCCUCAGUUUCCCCCUCUGUAAAAUGGAGAUAGUGAUUUUUGUCCUCCUCUGUAAAAUGCUUUAGAUCUACAGAUGGAGCAUGGUAUAGAACUGUCUGGUGCAAAAUGUCCAGAGGUUUUUGUAUAACCUGGCAUAUAGCCAAGACCAGCUGCAAAGUUCAGAGCCAAAUUUCUCCAGAUUUCCACCUCUGAGUUUUACUGAGUCAUUUUGAAUAAAAUUGACUCUAUUACACCAAGUCUUGUUCUCUUGGGAAAAUCCUCUCCAUCUCUCUGACAUUUUAUUUCACCUUGAGAUCUUUCAACUCCCUCAUAUAUUCCUAUCACUCUUUUUUCAUGGAGAUCUACUCACCCUAGAUCUUUCUCUUCUUUUCCUGUCCAGAUCCCAUGUUGAGGGGAAAAAACAAAUAACCAAAAAAUAUUUUGAGAAUAUAUAAAUAUUUUCAUUUUUAAAACUUGCAAUAUUAUUUAUAUGGGAGAUCCCUUCAUAUUUAUUCAUCACCCAAACCACAAUAUAUUAAUAUGUGAGCUGAAAGUUUCCACUAAAACCAUCACCAGAGAAAGUUUAAAAUUAUGAUAUUUUAGUCCAUUAGGGUUCAUUCUGAACACAUGACAGAGAUGAACAGAGCAGUUCAUACAUCUCCAUAUUCAUUUUUAGUCUCCUUCUGUCUGCUGACUUGGGAAGGCAGAAUUGUGAUAAUUUAUAUUCAAAAAGGUAACUCUGCAAUGAGAGCUUGCAACAUAAUUUAAAAAAACAAUAAAAUCUUAAAUUCCCAUGUUUUAGAUGUUUCCAAUGUGUUCUAUGGAAGAGCCCCUAGUGUUGCACUGUAUCCCAUGUACCAGUCAGGAGAAAAUAUCUGAACUCAGGAUCAAAUCCUUAGGUGCUUUACACCACCUUCAGAAGGGACAAAAGGAGAUACUGUUUAGAGAUACAAGAGUCUUGGAGAACCCAUUCAGUAGGAUUCCACAUGUAACCUUGUCAAAAAUACCUAAAUUCCAUUUUCAAAUAUGAUUUAGGCACUUGGGAUUUGAUCCUGUGCUCAUCAAAGUCAAUGACAAAUUUCCCAUUGACUUCAAUGGAGAUGAGCAGGCCUUUGGAGCCUAGGUCUCACUGAAAGUCAAUGGGACUUAGGUUCCAAGUGCCUAAGUCACUUUUGAAAAUGGGACUUGGGCAUCUCAGACACUUGAUGCGGUUAGAAAAUUUUUCUCUAAAUGCCAUUAUGCAAUACAGGGAUCACCACAACAGGGAUGGCUGAAAUCCUGGCUCCACUUAAGUCAAUGACAGGAUUUCACCCUCGUACUAACUCCCCAUGGGAUGGGGGAUAUGUAGGGGGCCUGGUCUGAGGACCUGUGUUGUUAUAACAUGGGUAAGUGGAGAGCAGCCAUCUGUAGCUAUGCUAUCUUUAUUUGACAGUAACUGGAAGUGACCCAGCUGUGCAAGUGCCCCAGGUCACAUGGUUUGCAGUCACAGAUAAGGAAUUCCCUCAUAGUUCCUUUAGGCAAAGCACUUUUUUACUCUGGCUUUGUUCCCAGGACUGAGGUGUGAGUCACUAAGUACGCCCUGUUGUUUUUCAAUAUGUGCAGAAACAAAUUUACUUUUAAAUUGUAAUAAUUAAUUAUUUUAAAUGAACUGCUGUUUUUAGCUGGUGCACGGUCCUUCGUAUAUGUAGGGGAGAGAACCACUGACAAGAUAGCAAACGGUAAAGUUGGACUGUAGAGCCCUUUGCCCUAGCCAUGGCCAGAAUAUGGCAGCUGCUUCUGCUAAUGGCAUAAUGGACUAGCCAGUGGAGGAAUCCUGAGGUGAGUGUUAGUAUGAAAUGAUACAUCUCCGUCUCAGGAUACAAUAUGCUUUGGGGCUCCAAUUCACUCCACCCAAUAUUGUAAAUACUUACUAGGGUUGUAUGAUGGAGUAUGUCCAGGUUUAGGCAUUUACUGUAUAAAAUAACAUGAAGUGAAAUCAUCAAAAUAUCACUCAGAAUGAGAACAUGAUCAUGCUUUCUUACAUUUGCAGGUGGAUUGUUCCUCUAGUAUGUUUGACUAUUCCUAAUGCACUCUCAUGCUUAAGUGUUUGUUUUUAAGUGAAAGUUGAAAUCACUAUUUUCCAGAAAAAAUUGCAUGUGUGGUUUUUGUUUUUAAGUACCCCAUCUCUGAGGUUCAGUUGAGUUACACCUUAAGAAGCCUCAUUUGCAGCUUUAUAUUAUAACUAGCCGUUUAAAAUGUCUAGAUUAAUGCAAAACUUUUGCUUUCUAAAUGAAACAACAUUUCUUUUUUUCCCCAAGAAGGGCCUUGUGUUUUAUGGUAUUGUAAUGCUGGGUUAAUCUAAAAAGAGAAAAGAAAAGUCACUUUUAUAUCCUGAAGUGUUACUGGCUGGAUCAGUACAUCACUUUAUGUCUGGGUUUAUUUAUUUAAUUCCAAUUGAUUUUAAAGAAAUUCUCUUAUUUUCCUAGAUUUUGUUUUUGUUUUUUUGUAAAAUGCUGAUGGAGUGUUGAUAAGCAUGCAUUCAGUUGUUACAGUGCUGCAUUUAUAAUUACUGUGCAGUUAGUGUGUUUUUGAGUUAGUGUAACUUUGCAUUCAGUGUUUCAGCAUAUUAAGUUUGUUUAAAGCACCAACUGUUAAUUUCAACUCUUAAAAAACCAAAAACCUGGUUUAAAUAUCUGUGCACCCCGUCACCAAAAACUUCAAGAGUUAUAGCUAAUAGUAUUUAUUUAUUUAAAAGUAUAUCAGAUACAGAGAUCAAAGAUUCUUAUACUUUAGGUUCAUAUGAUUACAAAACUAUUUUAAAGCUGUUCUACUGUAAAUUUUAAAGAGAUAAAAGACAAGGUAAUUUUAAAAAGCAGCUCACUUUGCACUUGCUGGUCCAGACUCUGCACUGUGGCCUGGAUGCUUUGUGCUGCACUGCCAGUGCAAAGCCACUCCAGAGUUGGCAUAACUGGCCACAAGAGGAUCACCAAGGGUAGGGCGAUCCUUCAGUGACAUAGAGCCAGUGUAACUGCCUCGACGCUGCCUCUCUCUCUGCCCUGUUGCUUGUGCAAAGAGUGUAGCUGGAAAUUAUGAGCAGACAGUCUCUAGCUGGUGUAAUUUAGAACAGCUUUCCAGCUGCUUCAAUUUAUGCUAAGGUACCAGACUGGCACAGCAGCAGCCUGGGUUUGGAGGGAGUCCAAAGGCCAUCUUUGCACACACUGCCCUCCUCCUGUGUUAUGUAGCAUGCCCCUCAGCUGUAGCCCAGCAUCUGAGCCUGGACUGAACCUUAUUCAGAUUUCUUUGUAAAAGGCUAAUGGUACUAAUUCUUGUUUUACAGGACAAUUCUAUUAGCAGAAAUAGCUCACAAGGUCUGUAGUGCAUUAUCAAAUGUUUGGUUAAGAACAUAGCAAAAGUACUUAUACUUGGAGGUCAAAACAGUUUGUGGGUAAGGCCAGCUGGGUGGCCUUCCUGCACAUUAUAUUCUAUUUAGAUUGUUACGCACCAUCACUCUCCAUCUGAGUGGUUAGGGCCCUGCAGUCUGGUAAAUCCAAACUAAAGGGAAACCGUCAAUUCAGGAAAUUACUCUUCUGUCUAAAAAUUAUGUAGCUAGUAACAAGUAAUGACUGAGAUUACUGUAACAGACAGAAGUGAAAGGGGGGGAGUAUUUGUUUACUUUGUGCAUAUGAUAGCCAAUUUCAGUUAGUCCUCCUCCCUCCCUGUUGUUUGUAGGCAUGUUCUACAUAGCAACAGGAGAGAGACAAAAUAGGAUUGUGCAAUGGCAAUCCAUAACAACUGGUGGGGGAUUCAGGGACUGGUGUGGUAUUCAAAACUACUUGAAACUCUUUUCUUAAAAUAUGACUAGAUUUCAACUUGACAGUGUCCCUAUAAGGAAAAAUUGUGAGAUCAUUCCUCUGAAGGCAUAUUGCCAGCAGCCUCUCUGUUCCACCUUUCUCACUAAGCAUGUUUGAAGUCUUGUAAAUACCUUCACUCUUUUGCUUUGGUGCCUGAAAGUAGUAUGUGUAAUCUUGACAGCCAACAGUGGGAAAGAGAAGGCCACUACAAAAUAGUGGAAACUUGUUAGUGACGCUCUGUGAGUGAAGGACAAGUUUGAAAUCUCAACAAGUCCAAAUUAGGUUGAAAUUUGGAUUUCUUGCAAAACUGGGGAACAUUUCAUUCAAUGACUAAAAGGGCUGCUACCUUCAUAUGAAAACAUUGGUGCCUAAUUCUGUUAACCAAGACCAUUUGAAGGCACUAGCUACAAUCUAUAACAAAUCUAAAACGAGCCUCCUUUGUCAAAGGAAGGCAAUAAGUGUAUUUGAGACCAUCAGCCAAGCUUGUAAAUUAAAUACUGUAGCAAAAAAAAUAAAAAAGUGUCCCAGAGAAAACAUCUGAACCUUUUGGGUGCUGUGAUUUGUAAAGAUAUAAAAAGAGGGAUCGGCUAUGAAAUAGAAAAUAGUUCCUGAAACACUCAGUGGAAAUAUUCUAAACCAAGCCUGUGAAUCGAGAGUUGUUUGUUGUUUUUUUGAGAGUUUUUUAUUAAUCCAAGAACACUUAUUUUGUAAAUACCUUUACUGCAUUUGUGUCACUCACAUUGAGUUUUUCCUCUUUUCUGGCAGUUUUACUAAAUCCCAGGACUCUGUUUGCUAAAUGAAAAGCCAUGCUUCUAGACUAAACUAGAUUGGUUUUCAGCACCAUAAUUUAAUUUUAAUCCAUCAUUCUAAAAUCAAAUUGGCAGAUUGUAACUUUCCAAUAUUCUAAUAACGGACCAGGGCCCCAGCCUGCUCUUAUUGAAUUGAAUAUAAAAGAAAAACAAAAACCUUUAACGACUUCAAUAGGAGCUGUGGCAAAUUGCCGGUACGAUUAUGAUGGGUCCCACGCUUCCUCUUCUUGGGGGGGGGUUCAGGGCACAGUUUCCUGCCCCUGAACUAGGAUAUUUACUGUCCCACUAGUAACCCAGAGAAGGGUAGUGGAGAGGGAGGGACCCGGGCCCACCCUUUACUCCGGGUCCCAGCUCAGGGGCCCUAGGGAUAGUGUUAAACCACUUAAAUUAGUGCUUUCUUCCCCUGGGCUACUUCCCUCUCCUGCUCUUCAUCUUAUGGGGCUUCCUGCCCCCCCCCCUCUGCACAAACUGGGUGUCUCUUUACAUAGGGUCUUGGUCUUCUAGCCAGCCACAGCACUUCUUCAAAGUCUCCUCUGCUCCAAUUCCUUCAAACUGCUCUCUGCUCCAACUCCUUUUUCUGGCUGAUUGAAGCAGGGGGGUUUUAUCAGGUGACUAGCUUCAGGUGCUCUAAUUGGCUUCAAGUGCUUUUAAUUAAUCUAUAGAAACCUCUCUUCCCUCUACAGGGAAUAAGGCUUCUCCUCAUCCUGGGGACUUGCAUAUCUCCCCUAGAUCACUCUCCUCCUGCCUUCUGGCCAUGCUGUAUCACAGAGCAGUAUGCAGUAUUUCCAACCCCAGGUUUUCAAAAAAUCAUGAGUCAGACUUGAAAAGUUUGUGAGAUUGGUUCAAAAAAUAAUGAGAUUUUAAAAAAUUUAAAAGGUUGGGGUUCAUUUUAUCUGCCUGUGGUUGUUGAGACUUUAGGGUUCAUGUUUUCAAGCUUUUCUUCGCAACUUUGAAGGCUGAAAACUAAGUGGAGAUUCUUAUGUAAUCACAUGAGUCCUGGAUCUGGGUCUUUAAGAAAACACCAAAUAUCACCAGAUUGACACCAGUUAAGUCAUGAGAGUUGGCAACAGUCCCACCUAUGUUUUGUUCAUUUGUAAGCAUUGUUUGCUAUUUUAAAUUAUUUUCAAACAGAUAAUGACUAGAUGGUUCCAAGAUAGGGAAUAGUGACCUUUCACCGUUGGAUCAGUGGUCUGAAUCUGACCAAAGAGCGUUGAUAAUUUUGGGGAACUGGUGGGCUUGCAGAUCUGGUAAGUGAUCUUUUGUCCAAAGGUGAAUACUGGAUCUACAUCCUAGGCCCAGUCUGUUCAUACACAAGUUGCACUUGUUUAACUGGGGGGGGGUGUCACACUUUGUUCCUUGCCCAUUGCACACACCAGGGUCUCUUUGAAUCCCUCCAUUACUCCCUACAGGCUACCUUUAGACCAUUCUCCCAUCCCCAUUGGCAGUGGGUAUAAGAGGCUAGGAGAGGCUAAGCCUCCCCAAACAAGGAGGGGGCAAAGAGGCACGAGUGGCGGGUGGGGUGGUUUACAUGCCACAUUCCUAGGGGAAAAAAAUUGUUUGAAUUUCCACAUACCAAUUUCUCCUUUUUGUGCACAUUUAGUUUACACCUUAAUAGACUUAACAUAAGAAUAUUUGGACACUAUAUAUUAAAAUAAAUGUCAAAGGAAGCCUAAAAUGUUCAAUUUUAACAUCCUUUUUAAACAUCUCAAGUUUUUAGACAUUGCAUCAAAAAGAACUAAAAUGAAGAAGCCAUUAUUAUAAUGGCUAACCCUAACUAGGGUGACCAGACAGCAAGUGUGAAAAAUCAGGUCGGGGUGGGGGGUAAUUGGCACCUAUAUAAGACAGAGCCCCAAAUAUCAGGACUGUCCCUAUAAAAUUGGGACAUCUGGUCACCCUAACCCUAAUUCAUUUUACUAAAUUUGAAGAUCCUGCUCAUCCUUACCUGGAUUAUUGUUGAAUAUGAGCCAGUGUUCACUUUGCUUUCCUUGUUGCAACACUUAAAAAAAGAAAAAACCGUAUGUUUUUCGUUUAGUAGCCAUGGAGAAAAUGAAAAACAUGCCAUAGAUCAGAAGGGUGUGAUUGCUACAGAACAUAGUUGCUUUAUGUCAGAGGAGAUAUUGGUCAGCUUCAACUGAAGGGCUAGUUCUACAUUGAGGUUCUUCCUGGAUUUGGUUUUUAAUGGUGAACAGGGCAGAAAAAACAGCUUCACAAAGGUACAUCAUGCUGAGGGCAUCCAGAAUGGCAAGAGCUCUGUCUGAUAUCACAUUUCCUCUUCUUUUCAACUAAAAGUCACUGAAUUCAAGCUUGAGUCCACCAUCAAAUGACAGGUCAGUCAGCUUUUCCUUGUCCUUUUCCAAGAAGCAAUCUGGCAGGGUGUUGUCUAUUGAAAAGAAGUCCCUGAUUCAUUUGGUCUCAUUUGUUACACUGUCUGGAAAGUACUCAUUAAACUUGGUGACCAAAA